CCCUAUUUUGAGAAACUCACAACAGCACGAGGCGUAAAAAUCAAUGAAAUUACCAGAAAAGCUCAUCUCAGUUACAGCACUGUGUGUUAAGCUACAAGAGAAAAAAGCUCGGACGGAUUCAAAAACUCUGGCCAAUCCCGAGUCACAUGACUCCACCACCGGCAGCGAUACGGAGCGCAAAAGGGACGCAGAGCCUCGGUGUACACAAGCCUGCACACCGCCAGCCCUCCGCCGCUAUCCGCCCUAUUUCUUUUUAAUUGAACCCUUUUACUCCCGCUCGGCCGUGCUGCAGGACGAGGAUGACUGGGAAGACCCUGACCAGCAACGUGACCAACAAAAAUGACCCGCGCUCCCUCAACUCCCGUGUCUUUAUCGGCAACCUCAACACAGCUGUGGUAACCAAGGCCGACAUCGAGGUCAUCUUCUCCAAAUAUGGCAAGAUCGUGGGCUGCUCUGUGCACAAAGGUUACGCCUUCGUUCAGUACGCCAGCGAGAGGAAUGCCAGGGCAGCUGUGGCCGGGGAGUACGCCAGAGUGAUCGCCGGACAAUCAUUAGAUAUCAACAUGGCAGGAGAGCCAAAACCGUACAGGACUAAGAUGGUCUCCAAGAGGCCUCUCUCAUCCCUCUACAGUGGCUACGAGUUUGACUUUGACUACUACAGGGACGAUUUCUACAGCAGACUCUUUGAGUACCACGGUCGUGUCAUUCCCCCGACCCAUGCUGUGAUCCCCAUCAAACGUUCGCGGCUAGUCAUCCCGUCCACACGCAGAGCCAAAUCCUCCUUUCCAUUCAGGGCCUGCUCUUCCUCCUCCUCCUCCUCCUCUUCCUCCUCUCGAGUGCUCAAUGCCGGCUCCUCCAUCACAGUCCCUAAACUGAAGACAGACCAGCUCCUCACAAUCAAAAAGGAGCUGUCACAGAUCAAGACCAAGAUCGACUCACUGCUGGGAAGGCUGGAGAAGAUUGAGAGGCAACAUCGCUCUGACGGCGACAUGCAGAGAAAACAAGAGGAGGUGUGUGAGUGUCUCCAUGGUGACACAAAGGACCACUCUGGAGGAGAGGAGGCAGCAGAGGGGGCCGCCGAGGUGGAGGCAGGGGAGAUGACGGACGGCUGUGAAGACAACUUUGAAGAUGAAGGCACCAGCGAUAUGAUAGAGAACCACAUAUCGGACAUUGACAACUGAGUAAGCUAGAGGAAAAAAGGGAGUCUGUACAAGAAGCUGGACGAACACAUACCAGCACAACCUUCUUGAUCAAGAGGGUGUAUUUGAAAUUAAAGGAAAGCAAUGACGGGAGCGACCGACGGCAGCAGAAGAGUUUUUCAAACUUGUUUUUAUGCUUGUUUGCCUCAUUAGAACAUGACACUCCCCCAUCGAAAUGCUGGUUAUGAAUAUUCUGCUGACUACUGCAAAGAGCAGUCAUAAAUUUCCCUCCGAGCUGAUUGCCUCUCUGAAAAAUAAGGACAAUAUUUUGUGUGCUUAAUAUAUUAUGGUCUGUAUUGUGCAUAAAAAUAUUCAGAUGAACCAUGAAACGCCCUCCUUUGUUGUAACGUUUGUUUUGUUUGUGCGUUUAAAACCGUGACGAGCCAGCGGAGAGCUUAACAUGAAUGUAAGAGGAACACUUGAUAAUUAUGUGGUUUCGCUUUAUUCGUACAUAAUUUUCCCCGAAAUGUACACAAUAUGUAAUUUAUUCACAAUGUCUCCAGACGGUGUUUGUCAUUUGUUAUUCAUGAUAAGAUGCAUUUGGAAUUCUGUAUACAUUAAUGUUUAAGAUGACUAUUUUUUACGAUCAGCAUGUUGAAAAU
This is a messenger RNA of Plectropomus leopardus (leopard coralgrouper), 1801 nucleotides long. Its product is annotated as RNA-binding Raly-like protein. Gene Ontology annotation, molecular function: RNA binding. The record is from RefSeq and is a predicted model, not a curated record. Gene Ontology annotation, cellular component: nucleus. NCBI's taxonomy places the organism in Eukaryota, Metazoa, Chordata, Actinopteri, Perciformes, Serranidae.